Molecule: messenger RNA, 4644 nt
Organism: Ruditapes philippinarum (Manila clam)
Lineage: Eukaryota; Metazoa; Mollusca; Bivalvia; Venerida; Veneridae
Product: fibropellin-1-like
Exons: 33
Coding region: 188-4630 (1480 amino acids)
Biological process (GO): heterophilic cell-cell adhesion; axon guidance; establishment or maintenance of epithelial cell apical/basal polarity
Cellular component (GO): protein-containing complex; plasma membrane
Molecular function (GO): calcium ion binding
Source: RefSeq, a predicted model, not a curated record
GCACUUUAUUGCCAGAUUUAAAUAUUUUAACACGUUAUGUGGGUCUGUCUUUCGAGUUUCGAAAUAAUUUUGGUAUUUUUCAAAUAUUCAUAAAGUAGUUUAAAUCCAUCUUUUUGGACCCAUAUGUGAUGUGAAAAAUACUCUUUGAGAGAAAGUAAGACGUGGAUAACAGUCCUGAAAAAAGAAGAUGAAGGAAAGAGUUUUGUUAUUUUUCCUUGGAUAUUGUGUUGUUAAAGUUUAUGGACAAAUUGGAGUGACAGGAUGUACUGUGGCAACACAAGCGAAUUGUCCAAAUUUCCUUCCAAACUCGUAUUGCAAUUUGGGAUCCUUGCUAUGUGAAUGUCCUGCCGGGUACACAGCAACAGCCACCAACGUCGCUUGCGAGUACAAUUGUGGUGCUUUGACUGACCCAGACAAUGGCGCAGUUAGCACACCAGCCGGUACACAUACUGGCGAUCCUGCACAAUACACGUGUGUUAGCACAUUCAAGGUUGUUGGCACGGCAACGCGAACUUGUCAGCAAGACGUUGGUUGGGAUGGUGCUGCACCAACAUGUGAACCAGCUGAGUUAGGGGAUGCCUGCUCAACAAACAUAUUUCAGUGUAGCAACAUUGCAAAUGGAGGAUGUGUGGCGUUCUCAACUUGCCAAUGUAAUGCAGGGUAUGAAGAUGACGGAACUGGAUUAGCAUGUUCUGAGAUAAACGAGUGUGCUACAAACCCGUGCCAAAAUGGGGCUACCUGUGUCGAUCAAAUAGCAUCCUAUGCUUGCACCUGUGUUGCCGGAUAUGACGGCAAUGAUUGCGAAAACAAUAUCAAUGAAUGUGCUGGAAGCCCGUGUCAAAAUGGCGGUGUAUGCUCAGAUGGAAUUAACCAGUAUACGUGCGCAUGCGUACCUGGUUAUGAUGGUGGCGACUGUCAAAAUAACAUUGACGAGUGUACACCAAAUCAAUGUCAAAAUAGUGGAACUUGUGUAGAUGGCAUCAAUGCAUACACCUGUACUUGUCUUCCCGGGUAUAAUGGAGACAAUUGUGAAAAUAAUAUUGACGAGUGUACACCGAAUCAAUGUCAAAAUGGCGCUACUUGUGUUGACGGUAUUAAUGCAUACACGUGUACUUGUGUUGCCGGAUAUGAAGGGAAUAACUGUCAGACCAACAUCAAUGAGUGUAUUGGAAAUGUCUGUCAAAAUGGAGCCACCUGUGUCGACGGUAUAGAUCAGUACACAUGUACAUGUGUGGCGGGGUAUGACGGAAAUUUCUGUCAAAACAACAUCAACGAAUGCGCGUCACAUGCGUGUCAAAAUGGCGCCACUUGUGUUGAUGGCAUAAAUACAUACACGUGUGUCUGUGUGGCUGGGUACGACGGUACUUUCUGUGACAAUAAUAUAGACGAAUGUGCUGCUGAUCCGUGUACAAAUGGAGGAACAUGUGUGGACAAGAUAAAUGAUUACACUUGUAAUUGUGUCGCGGGUUAUACGGACAAAACAUGUGCUACCAAUAUUGAUGAUUGUGCUACAUCCCCUUGCCAGAAUGGUGGUACAUGCCAAGAUGCUGUCAAUGACUAUACCUGUGUUUGUGUGGCAGGUUAUACUGACAAAAACUGCCAAACCAAUAUCAACGAGUGUGACUCACAUGCAUGUAACAAUGGAGCUACAUGUGUUGACCGAGUUAAUGCUUAUGAAUGUGUUUGUGCCGCAGGCUGGGAAGGCACCUUCUGUACUUCAAAUAUAGACGAAUGUGAAACUAACCAGUGUCAAAAUGGAGCUAUUUGUGUUGAUGGUAUAGACGACUAUACGUGCGACUGUGUCGAUGGUUAUAAUGGGAUAUUUUGUCAGAACAAUAUUAAUGAAUGUGUUGGUCAUGCAUGUGAGAAUGGCGCAACAUGUGUUGACGGGAUCAAUAAAUAUACAUGCACGUGUGUUGCCGGAUAUACGGGGGAAUUCUGUGCGACAGAUAUUGACGAAUGUGAUGACCAUGCUUGUUUGAAUGGCGCCACGUGUGUAGACCGUGUCAAUAAAUACACGUGUACGUGUGUUGCCGGAUAUACCGACACAUUUUGUCAAACUAAUAUAGAUGAAUGUUCACCAGAUCCAUGUAUGAAUGGCGCUACUUGUGUUGAUAAGGUAAAUGACUACACGUGUACUUGUGUAGCGGGCUACACAGACAAAGAGUGCCAAACAAAUAUUGACGAGUGUGACCCCGACCCUUGCCAAAAUGGAGCAACGUGUGUCGACGGUAUCAACGACUACACGUGUAAUUGUGUUGCAGGGUAUGAUGGGAAAACCUGUAACAUUAACAUUGAUGAAUGCGACUCUGAUCCGUGUCAAAAUGGUGGAACUUGUGUUGACGAAGUGGACCAAUACACGUGUAACUGUGUACCUGGUUACAACGGUGAUGAAUGCGAAAAUAACAUUGACGAGUGUAUUGGUAACUUGUGUGAGAAUGGAGCCACAUGUGUUGAUGGUAUAAAUGCCUACACGUGUGACUGUGUACCGGGAUAUGAUGGCACUUACUGCGAAAUUGAUAUUGAUGAAUGUGCUUCUCAUAGUUGUCAAAAUAGUGCUACAUGUGUAGAUCAGAUAAAUGAUUAUACUUGUGUGUGUGCUGCUGGUUACACCGACAGAUAUUGUCAGACAGACAUUAAUGAGUGCGCAUCGUCUCCUUGUCAGAAUGGGGGCACCUGCACUGACCAAGUUAACGGAUACAUCUGCACAUGUAACAACGGGUUCACUGGCUUAACUUGUCGACCAGGUGAACUAGGUGACGAUUGUUCAGCAAGAGCUGUCGUUUGUGACAAUCUUGCUAAUGCAGAAUGUGACGGCAGUAUAUGCGUGUGCGAAUCCGGGUAUGAAGACCCCACCGGGGCAACAGGAUCAUGUAGUCGUGUUGAUUGUGGAACGCUUACUCCGCCUACAGACGGUGCUGUCGAUCACACAAGUGAAGGAACAGAUUACGAAAGUAAAGCAUACUUUUCUUGCAAUGCCGGGUACACAUUAACUGGAUUGUCGUCAGUUACGUGUCAGGCAGACAAAUCAUGGAAUGGGGCAACGCCUACAUGUGUCAUCAAAGAUUGUGGUAGCGUGGCAGCUAUUCUAAAUGGCGCAUUUCAAUAUACUCCAAAUAAACUGUACCAAGGUCUUGCGGAGUUUUCUUGUAACACUGGUUACACCUUGGUAGGAGAUGCUACAAGAACGUGCCAAGAUACCGGUGUAUGGAGCGGUGCUAACCCUGUCUGUCAGAUAAACGAUUGUGGAACAAUUGUUGCUCCAGCGAAUGGUAAUGUCGAUCUAACAGAUGGUACGACCUAUGAGAGUGUGGCAGUAUUUCAAUGUAACAAUGGAUACGACAUGGCCGGAGCUGCAAGUCUGGAAUGCUUGGAGGACGGUUCUUGGGAUAGUGCGAAGCCAACAUGCAACAUAAAAGAUUGUGGCUUUCUCACAAAUCCAGCUAAUGGUGCAGUUGACAAUAGUGAAGGUACGACAUACCUGUCAAAUGCUUUAUUCACAUGCAACAUUGGCUAUACGUUGGUUGGAUCCAGUACUAGAAGAUGUCAGGCGUCCGGGACUUGGAGUGGCACGGACCCAGUAUGUCAAAUAAAUGAUUGUGGGGUGUUAACUAAUCCUGCUAAUGGCAAUGUUGAUAUUUCUUCUGGUACGUCAUACGGCAACACGGCAUCUUACUCCUGUGACGCAGGGUUUGAACUUAAUGGUGUACUUCAGAGAACUUGUCAAGCUGACAGCUCGUGGAGUUCAUCUGCUCCAACCUGUGACAGGCUAGACUGUGGAAACUUGAAAUCACCGACAUCUGGCAGUGUGGAUUUAUCAGGUGGUACCCUGUUUGAAGCAACUGCUGUGUUUACAUGCAACCCUGGCUACACAUUGACAGGAGACUCAGAACGAUAUUGUACCAACACGGGAGACUGGGAUAAUUCAAACCCUACAUGCAUUAUUAAAGACUGUGGACCACUAACAGAUCCUGAAAAUGGUCAGGUAUUGACAGUACAUGGAACAACAUAUAACGAAGAAGCGGAAUAUUCGUGCAAUUCUGGUUACCAAGUCAACGGUGUGUCCACAAGAACAUGUGAAGAUGAUGGCCGAUGGAGUGCAUCUGACCCGACGUGUGAAAUUCUUGAUUGUGGAUUUGUAGCUGAUAUUGUAAAUGGAGGUAUUUCCUACUCAGUGGGCACAAUCUAUGGUUCAACUGUUUAUUACGUAUGUGACAACGGAUAUGAAGUAACCGGCGUUGCCUCAAGAGUGUGCCUGGCAACCGGUUCGUGGAGCGACAACCAACCCGUGUGCACAAUUCUGGAUUGUGAUGCCGCCAUAUCAGUUCCACAUGCUGUUUCCAAGACACCGUCUGGUAGUCAGGUUGGUGACGUCGCCAUCUACGAAUGUAAUUCCGGCUAUGGCCUGGUUGGAAACCCGAAUGUUACUUGUGAAGCGUCUGGUUUUUGGGGAACCGUUCCAGAAUGUAGACUAGAUUGUGGAAUUCCACCAGUUGUUGAGAACGGUCAGGUAACGUACACAGCUGGUACCCUGGUCUCGGCGACAGCCACGUACACAUGCAAUGACGGCUACUAUAUCAGUGGAAUCAGCAGGAUAGAAUGUCAGGAUACAAGGCUCUUGGACAAAUGAACCAUUUUGCUUUA